This is a messenger RNA of Zootoca vivipara (common lizard), 4027 nucleotides long. It is a transcript of the gene CTNNA2, whose product is annotated as catenin alpha 2. Gene Ontology annotation, biological process: cell migration; cell-cell adhesion. Gene Ontology annotation, cellular component: catenin complex; adherens junction; actin cytoskeleton. The record is from RefSeq and is a predicted model, not a curated record. NCBI's taxonomy places the organism in Eukaryota, Metazoa, Chordata, Lepidosauria, Squamata, Lacertidae. Gene Ontology annotation, molecular function: beta-catenin binding; structural molecule activity; actin filament binding.
GGGAGGAGGACGAGGAGGUAGGCGGGGACCGCCUUGGCCGCCGCCAGUCGCGCUCUCUGGCGUGCGUGAGGAGAGCCAGGGGAGCCCUCGCGAGGCAGCGCAGCCCGCCCGCUCGCUCGUUGGGCACCACAAGCCCGGCGUGAGGAGGCGAACGAGGCGGCGGCGGCGGCGGCUCUCCCACCACGCACCGAGCGGAGGGAGCAUGACUUCUGCAACUUCACCUAUCAUAUUAAAAUGGGAUCCCAAAAGUUUGGAAAUCAGGACCCUUACUGUGGAGAGACUGUUGGAGCCACUAGUUACACAGGUGACAACCCUUGUAAAUACAAGUAACAAAGGGCCAUCUGGUAAAAAGAAAGGUCGAUCUAAGAAGGCUCAUGUGCUGGCUGCUUCAGUUGAGCAAGCGACUCAAAACUUUUUGGAAAAAGGAGAACAGAUUGCAAAGGAGAGCCAGGACCUAAAAGAUGAACUGGUGGCUGCUGUGGAGGAUGUGCGAAAGCAAGGUGAAACGAUGAGAAUUGCUUCGUCUGAGUUUGCCGAUGAUCCCUGUUCCUCUGUCAAGCGAGGCACCAUGGUCCGAGCAGCACGGGCUCUGCUCUCAGCUGUCACUCGCCUGCUCAUCCUGGCUGACAUGGCAGAUGUCAUGAGGCUUUUGUCCCAUUUGAAAAUCGUAGAAGAAGCAUUGGAAGCCGUGAAGAAUGCCACAAAUGAGCAAGACCUUGCAAACCGCUUCAAAGAAUUUGGGAAAGAGAUGGUGAAGCUUAACUAUGUAGCUGCUAGAAGACAACAGGAACUCAAGGAUCCCCACUGUCGGGAUGAAAUGGCUGCUGCUCGUGGUGCCCUGAAGAAGAAUGCCACCAUGCUUUAUACUGCUUCUCAAGCUUUCCUCCGUCACCCUGACGUAGCAGCAACCAGAGCUAACCGGGAUUACGUCUUUAAGCAAGUCCAAGAAGCUAUUGCUGGCAUCUCAAAUGCUGCUCAGGCCACCUCACCAACUGAUGAAAACAAGGGACACACUGGCAUUGGGGAACUCGCUGCAGCACUGAAUGAGUUUGAUAACAAGAUCAUUUUAGACCCCAUGACAUUCAGUGAAGCCCGAUUUCGACCAUCUCUUGAAGAGAGGUUGGAGAGCAUUAUCAGCGGUGCAGCGCUCAUGGCCGACUCCUCCUGUACUCGUGAUGACCGGCGGGAGAGAAUUGUAGCUGAGUGCAAUGCUGUACGACAAGCCCUCCAGGACUUGCUUAGUGAAUACAUGAAUAAUACUGGAAGGAAGGAGAAAGGAGACCCACUUAACAUAGCAAUUGACAAGAUGACCAAGAAAACAAGAGAUCUACGAAGACAGCUCCGGAAAGCAGUGAUGGAUCAUAUAUCUGAUUCUUUCCUCGAGACCAACGUUCCAUUACUGGUUCUCAUCGAAGCAGCCAAGAGUGGUAAUGAGAAAGAAGUGAAGGAAUAUGCUCAAGUGUUCCGCGAACACGCCAACAAGUUAGUGGAGGUUGCCAAUUUGGCCUGUUCAAUUUCCAAUAACGAAGAAGGUGUAAAAUUAGUCCGCAUGGCAGCAACCCAGAUUGAUAGUCUGUGUCCACAGGUGAUAAACGCAGCCCUGACAUUGGCUGCCAGGCCCCAAAGCAAAGUGGCCCAAGACAACAUGGACGUCUUCAAAGACCAGUGGGAGAAGCAAGUGCGGGUUCUCACCGAGGCCGUCGAUGACAUCACUUCUGUGGAUGAUUUCCUCUCUGUCUCAGAAAACCACAUUCUGGAGGAUGUCAACAAAUGUGUGAUUGCACUGCAAGAGGGAGAUGUUGACACGCUGGACAGGACCGCAGGGGCAAUCCGAGGCCGUGCAGCCAGGGUCAUCCAUAUCAUUAACGCCGAGAUGGAAAACUAUGAAGCUGGGGUUUACACGGAGAAGGUGCUAGAAGCGACAAAGUUGCUUUCCGAAACAGUUAUGCCACGUUUUGCCGAACAAGUUGAAGUCGCCAUUGAAGCCCUGAGUGCGAACGUCCCACAGCCGUUUGAAGAGAACGAGUUCAUAGACGCCUCCCGCUUGGUUUAUGAUGGAGUUCGCGACAUAAGGAAAGCUGUUCUGAUGAUAAGGACUCCCGAAGAGCUAGAGGAUGAUUCUGACUUUGAGCAGGAAGAUUACGAUGUUCGCAGCCGGACGAGUGUUCAGACUGAAGACGAUCAGCUUAUCGCCGGCCAGAGUGCAAGGGCUAUCAUGGCCCAGCUUCCCCAGGAGGAGAAGGCUAAAAUAGCAGAGCAAGUAGAGAUAUUCCACCAAGAAAAGAGCAAACUGGAUGCCGAAGUGGCCAAGUGGGACGACAGUGGCAACGAUAUCAUUGUGCUGGCCAAGCAGAUGUGUAUGAUCAUGAUGGAGAUGACAGACUUCACUAGGGGUAAGGGACCAUUAAAGAAUACAUCUGAUGUCAUUAAUGCUGCCAAGAAGAUUGCAGAAGCUGGCUCAAGAAUGGACAAAUUGGCCCGUGCUGUGGCUGAUCAGUGUCCCGAUUCAGCCUGUAAGCAAGAUCUCUUAGCGUACCUGCAGCGCAUCGCCCUGUACUGUCACCAGCUUAAUAUCUGUAGCAAGGUGAAGGCGGAAGUUCAGAACCUGGGAGGAGAACUGAUUGUCUCGGGGACUGGAGUUCAAAGCACUUUCAAUACCUUUUAUGAGGUAGAGUGUGAUGUCAUAGAUGGGGGCAGGGCUAGUCAACUUUCUACCCACCUAUCCACCUGUGCUGAGGGAGCUACGCUUGCAAACGGAGGCGGUGACUCUUCCAUGCUCGACAGUGCCACCUCCCUCAUCCAAGCAGCUAAAAACCUGAUGAAUGCCGUGGUCCUUACUGUGAAAGCUUCCUAUGUGGCUUCGACCAAAUAUCAGAAGGUCUAUGGCACGGCCGCCGUCAACUCGCCUGUUGUGUCUUGGAAGAUGAAGGCGCCGGAAAAGAAACCUCUAGUCAAGAGAGAAAAGCCGGAGGAAUAUCAGACAAGAGUGAGGAGAGGUUCUCAGAAGAAACACAUUUCUCCGGUACAGGCUCUAAGUGAAUUUAAAGCGAUGGAUUCCUUCUAAUUCACUAGGCUUCAACCUUUGAGGGGUUUUCUAUUUCCUUCCUUGUUUCUUUUUGUAUGCGUACCUGCCAACUUGUAUUCAUCUGGCAUGGGGGAGAAAAGAAUAAUGAAGCAGUUUCAAUGUGCAUGCAGUCCAAGACUCUAUUAAAGUCAUUAAACAGUCCGCAGUUUCCCUUUCAAAAAGACACAUGGCGAUUCUUAAGUUAAAUAGAGGUCCAUCAUGCUGACCUUUGUAUUUCCCCCAAGAGCAUAAAAUAAUGAUGAUGAUAAUAAUAAUAAUCGGCUCCCCUCCCAAAAAAAUAUUGUAUUGUAAGAACCGUGGUGGGGGAAUGGGAGACAGUCAACUCUGAAGGGUGGAAAGCAAAUCCUUAAUGCAUGCAAGAAACAUUAGGUUGGCAGGUAUAUUUAUAGGUGGGAAUCCUGGAAAUGGUAGACCAUAAAACCUGUAUUGCUUUUGUUACAGUGUAAUCAUGUAACUAGCCAAUAUGCUUGGAUGUGUGGCCCGAGUAAUGAGACGAUUUUAACUUUGAGUCAUCUUCAUUAUGAUAUGUGGAUUUUUAACCAAGAUGAUUUUUUAAAAAUUAACAAUUCCUUUAACUCUCAUUUUCUUUCCUUUUUUUGUUUCUAGUAGUGUUAAUGAUGAUUCUGUUUCAACGAUGAUGACUUGAACAAAGUUAUUCUCUUUUUUAAUUGUUUUCUUUUUGCCAACUGGAUUCUUUUUUUCUGGUGGAGUUCGAAGCACAACUUGGUGGUUGACAUUGCCUUUUGUAUUAUUAUUAUUAUAUUAUUAUUAUUAAUAUUAUUAUUAUUAGAAAUAGAAGAACCGGUGAUGGAAUGUGUAGAGACAUGGAAACUGACACGUGUGAGAAUUUAGAGGCAAAUGUGUAGGUGUAGCUCUGGAUUACAAGGUAUCUGAUAUACCGUGGUAACCGCUAACUCUCAAUAAACUUAUUUAACCUUGGAA